Messenger RNA from Closterium sp. NIES-65, 2352 nucleotides. The record is from the annotation of a GenBank genome assembly. Lineage: Eukaryota; Viridiplantae; Streptophyta; Zygnematophyceae; Desmidiales; Closteriaceae.
AUGCUCGUUACGAGCCACGCACCGAGGCUCGUCCGCAGGCCCGGUCAUGAGGCAAGGCUCGGCGGAGGGCCGAGGUUCCGUCCGCGCGAGCUUCUAGCGGACAGCGAUGGUGGUACUAUCAAGUUUGACCGUAGCACGGGGCAGAAAGUGAAAGUAUUCGAUGGGACUGACCGAGACGGCGACGAGGUGGAAAUUCUCGAAGAGGUUCCUCGCGCCUCCUCCAGCGCCGGUCCGGCCUACGACAGCAUGCAGCGGCUCGGCCGUCCGCGUCAUGGCCGCCACGGUAGUCGGGCGCCUCGACAGCACAGUGUGGUUCGAUACAGUAACCCGAUGUUGGACUCUAUAGCGGAGCAAAACGCGAAGAUGGGAGGCCCCCCGGGAGGGAUUUUGGCGGGAUACACUGACUCAGGAUCAGGUUCGGACGGUGGUUCGGUGAGUGAGGAGAGCGCAGGCGGUGAUUGGCCGAUGCUGGACGCCAUAGAUGAGCAAAACGGCAGGAUGGGAGGCUCGGAAUAUGGCUCGGACGGCGGCUUCGAAGGAGGCUGGGAUGGUGGCUUGGAAGGAGGUUCGGAAGGAGAGUCGGUUGACGGGUCAGAUGGAGGUUGGGAAGAUGGUUCGGAUGAAUUUUGGGAAGAUUUUUCGGGCUCGAACUGGUACGACGGCUCGGAUGCAGGCUGGGAUGACGGCUCGGGUGGAGUCUGGGAUGAUGGUUCCGAAGGAAGCUGGGAUGUAGGCUCGGGGGAAGGCUCGGAGGAUGGCUGGGACGAUGGUUCGGACGGAGGUUGGGACGACAGCUCGGAGGGAGGCUGGGACGAUGGUAUGGGAGGUUGGGAUGAUAGCAGCAGCGAUGGCAACAGCACAUGGGAGGGCGACUACGGGAGUGACGACUACGGGAGUAACGACUAUGGGAGUGGAGGUGACGAGUAUUUCGCUGAACCUUCCGAUGCAGAGGACUCGCUUUAUCCCAGUGGCGGCGACUAUUACACUGCUGACAGUGCCGACAGCACUGCCGCACUCAAGCCCAUGGUCCCUCGCACUGCUGCUACUCGCCGCCCGCCACGCGCCAUGGCACGUCCCACGCCUGUUCCUCCGAACCAAGGUACCCGAGCCAAGCCGGUCAAACGCCAAGCCGGGGCUCGAGGCUCGGGCUCUCAAGCCAAGCUGGUGAAGCGUCCGGGAAACUACCACGGCGGUUCGGCCCAUGCCACGCCUGGCCACCACAACGGCAAACCCCGUCCCUCUGCCCACGUGGCAGCAAACCAGCACGCUGCAGCUCUGGUGGAGGAGUGGUUGCCACUCCAGGUGGCGGCAGUGGCGGCAGUGGUGGCACCGGUAGCACCGGCAGCACCGGUAGUGGUGGCAGCACCGGUAGUGGUGGCAGCACCGCGCCCCUCCUCCUACCACCACACCUCCCACCACCCCUCCCCCCCACUACCACUCCUCCUACCACCCCUCCCCCCUCCACCACUCCUCCAACCACCCCUCCCCCCACAACCACCCCUCCCCCCCACAACCACCCCUCCCCCCACCACCACUCCUCCCACCACCCCUCCCCCCACAACCACCCCUCCCCCCACUACCACCCCUCCCACAAUCCCUCCUCCCACCACCACUCCUCCUCCCACCACCGCUCACCACCUGCGCUGCGGCGUGGCCCCAGGCUCACUCCUCAACGCACUCAACUGGGCGUGUGGGCCCGGCGGCGCCGACUGCUCCUCCAUCCAGCCGGGCGGGGCGUGCUUCCAGCCGGGCAACCUCGCCCUGCACGCGUCAGUGGCCUUCAACUCCAUCUUCCACUCCCACGCGCACCGCCCCGGCUCCUGCUUCUUCGGAGGCAAUGCCGUGGUGGUUCCACAUGUGCCCGACUACGCUGCCGGCCCGGCCGCCUGCACCUUCCCGUCGUCCAACGGCCAGUUCUGCGUUGCUGCCUGCCAGGAGAUCCCUGACCCCUACUCUCCCCCUCCGGGCCUCGUUCACCCCGUAUACCCCCAAUACUCCCCCGAGCCGGAUUACCCCCCCAGAGGUGUCGUGGCGCCGGGCGGAGGCGGUAGGGGUGGCUGCGCGGCAGACAUGGGGGCGGUGCAGAGGGCGCUGGACUGGGCGUGUGGGCCGGGCGGGGUGGACUGCUCUCCCAUACUGCCGGGAGGGGCGUGCUGGCAGGGAGAUGGUGCGCUGGUACAGCAUGCGUCUCACGCCUUCAAUGCAUACUUCUACCGUCACAACCACCAGCCUGGAACGUGCUUCUUUGGUGGUACUGCGGUGGUCGUCCCCCGCGUGCCUGACUAUGCUGCUGGCCCGCCCGCCUGCACCUGGCCCUCGGGUAACAGCCAGUACUGCGUCGUGGGGUGCUGA